Molecule: messenger RNA, 5489 nt
Organism: Anguilla rostrata (American eel)
Lineage: Eukaryota; Metazoa; Chordata; Actinopteri; Anguilliformes; Anguillidae
Gene: reep2
Product: receptor accessory protein 2
Exons: 8
Coding region: 165-998 (277 amino acids)
Cellular component (GO): endoplasmic reticulum membrane; cytoplasmic microtubule
Molecular function (GO): microtubule binding; taste receptor binding
Source: RefSeq, a predicted model, not a curated record
AACAAGUCACCUAACAAUGUGAUGAGAGGACCCAUACAGUCUGAAUGCAAGUGAAACGGUCUGCAGCAGAACACGCGCUGACUACCCUAUUAGCAUUAUAAUAAGGGCUUGUUGGAGGAAUGGGGGGGUAAUACAUUUAGGCUUAAGAAAACAUAAGGAUCAAAAUGGUAUCCUGGAUGAUCUCGAGGACGGUGGUCCUGGCCUUUGGGAUCCUCUACCCCGCCUACUCCUCGUACAAGGCAGUGAAGACGAAGAAUGUGAAAGAAUACGUCAAGUGGAUGAUGUACUGGAUUGUGUUUGCCAUCUUCACUACAGUAGAGACUGUCACGGACCUCGUCCUCUCGUGGUUCCCCUUCUACUUCGAGCUGAAGAUCGCCUUCGUCAUCUGGCUGCUGUCCCCCUACACCAAGGGUUCCAGCGUGCUCUACCGCAAGUUUGUGCACCCGACCCUGUCCAAGAAGGAGAAGGAGAUUGAUGAGUACAUCAGUCAGGCCCGCGACCGCAGCUACGACACCAUGAUGCGCUUCGGCAAGAGGGGCCUCAACCUGGCUGCCAACGCCGCCGUGACCGCCGCCUCCAAGGGGCAGGACGUGCUGUCGGAGAAACUGCGUAGCUUCAGCAUGCACGACCUCACGCUGAUCCAGGACGAGGACGAACUUCGCCUGCGCAAAGCCGACGCCCGUCAGCGCGGCUCUUCGGGGCUUGGGGAUGACGUGGGAGUCGGGGGCACUCUUCCCCGCGCUAAAGGCUCAUCCCGUCAAGCUCGCAUGACACCCCCACCUUCUGACGAAUCCCGUCCGAGUUCCAAGGCUGACGGGGACCAGUCGGAUGCCAGGACAGAGCAGUCCGAUGAGGAUGCUGGGGAGAAGGUUGUGAAACGCACUGCCAGUGUCAAGGCGAAGAAACCCGCCGCGGCGAAGACAGAGAGCAAGACGGUGAAGAAACAACCAAAGAAGAAGACCUCGCCUACUGGCAGCGCUACUGCGGAAACGCCCUGAGCGGACUCACCCCGGCGCCGACGUAACCGCGCUGUCCGUCCGUCUGUCUGUCCGUCCGUCCGCCCGCCUGUCUGUCUGUGUCUGAUGUGCACAUGCACAUUCUCUCACAUGCACACACACACACUCUUACACCUGCACACACGAACACACAUAAUAUUUGGGUACAGUUGCACACACUUGCGUCUCAGACACGUUCACCUGCACAUGCUCAUACGCAUGCAUGUACACACACACACACACACACACACACACACACACACACAAACAAACACACAAGAUUUGAAACUCAGUCGUUUUGUCCUGCUGUGGUGAAGAUCCAUUCAGAUUCUAUAAGCAAAGGGUUUCUCGUAAGCCUAGAAGCAACAGGAAAGCACUUCAGUAGCCUUUUCACCUGUGUUGUCCUGGUUUUAAUCUGACAGCUCUUUAGUGCAGUGACCCCCCCGCUGCUUGUCACGCGCGUCUGUUCAGCUGUCAUGCGCCAUGAUGUUUCCUUGCUUGUUGACCUUUGACAUGGAUGGUUCUUCAGGAUGUCGAGUUUCUGCCAUGAUUUAAGGAGGCGUGUGCGAGUGAGUGUGUGUGUGUGUGUGUGUGUGUGUGUCUGUGUGUGUGUGCACGUGUGUGUGAUCUUGCCACUUUAUUCCACUUUGAACAUGGUAUUUCAGCUCCUACUGGCCCAACAGGAGUUCUUUAGCUAAGUACCCCCCCCAACCGCUUCAUUUAAAGCCUGCAUUACUGACCACAGCACCAGCUAGUCUCUGGCCUGUAAGGUGUCCUGCAUUUUCACUUGGCCUUCUUUCUAAUUGUGGAUACACAUUCGUUAGAUGUGGAAGGCAGUUUUGUCUCCCUGUGGGGAAUUUAUUUUAGGGAAAUGGGACAGCUUCUCUGGGAACAGAGUAAUGACUGAUAAAGGAGUAGAGAUGGAGAUAUGAGGUGUAGCGAAGGGAGAGAGGGCUACUGUCCUACCCUGCGUUUCUUCUAAAAUUUGGUUGAAGUGAAUAUUCGGUCUCUUACUCAUGCGAACUGAAACAGGCUAGAAAAAAUGAACUGCCUCUUUGCAUGUAACAUUUGGGAAGCUGAUGGCUAUGGUGUCAGAGUGUGUACAGAUAGUACGAUUUCUCAAAAUAGCAGUGGCAGCUCUUCAGUCCACUGAAGUUUUGAUAAAAGUUUGCCAGUUCCAUCUUCUCACACCUCUGCUUUCUCUGAGUCCCCCCCCCCCCCGCUCCCGAAUUCACACUUAGUCACGUGUCGGUUUAGGGGUGAAGGGGUUGUUUUUUUCUCCUGCUCCUUAUGAAACUUACUUGCUUGUAGUGCCUUCCCAUCCUGCAGGCUCCUGUCAGUCAAGCAAAGCCAUUGUGACCUAAGAGAGGGGGGGCGGGUCACUCUCCACUCUUUGGUCCAAUCACAGGAGCAGAACCGGCAGUGGAAUUUUAUAUGUUCUCUGGAAAAGAAAAAAGGCAAUGAUCAAAGUAGUCACAUGAGCAUUUUUUAAAUUAGCUUUGCAGUUAGGUUUUACAGCUAAGCUUAGAGAGGGACACACAUCUUUUCCUUGGAAAGCAGCAGGAAGUCGUGGCUGGGGAAGAGGGGGGUUUGUCGUAGGCACCGCAGGGUCUGAAGUGGGGUCUACCAGGUUGUAGCAGAGACAUUGGGGUGGGGUGUGGACACCGAUCUGGAAGAGGACUGGGGGGGGGACCCCAGGAGAGUGGCAGACGCUGCUGUAACUCGGGGGUUCAGAAUGGGGCGUGUAGCAGAAGUCUUGGGGGCGUGUCCCUGUCCUUCAGUCACUGGGUGUCUUUAAGAACAGCACAAUGGGCUGAAAUGCGCACCCUGACAAAAUAGCUGGGUUACCACAGGAAUCGUGUCAAAACCUCUUUUUUCGUUUAAAUUUAAUGAGAGUUUAAAAAUAGUGCUGUGCAAUUAGCUCGUGAUAAGCUAGGCGGAGACGGUCUUAUUGCGCAAGACACUUUAAGUAUAUACUUUUAAAGUUCUUUACAAUGUGUUUUAUUCAGCAAUUUUUAGAAUAUGCAGAACAAGGGUUGGCAGUGCCCGAGACGGUCCUGGUUUUUGUUCCAACUGAACCUAACACUAAAUAACUGGAUUCAUUUGAAUUAAUCAGAUGGCGAAUGUAGGUGACCAUGUGCAGGAGGCAUUCAGAACAUUCAGGCUCAGACUCUAAACCAUUUGAAGAGUAGGUCUUUUUGGGAUGUUUUUUUUUCCUCCAAAAUUCAAUGCCAGUAUUCUAGAACACGAUUACUUUCAGUUACCAGUAGUGAUUGUUAUGUCAGCAUUAGUAUGUUGGGUUAAGAAAAUUCCAGAAUUCUAAUUUUAGAAUUAGGGCACAUUUGUGAUCUUUCACCUUAAUCGUCUGUUAAACUCCUGUGAUCGAGCUCAGAAGGAACAGAAGCUCAGGAUCGUCUCCGGCGCUUGUGGGCCAGGGUUGGUUGCCCCUGGCGUGGAGUCUCACCGGGGUGGCGUGGUGGUCACAUGGGGAAAUGACACAAUGGGUGCGCUUGUCUUGCGUCAGGAGGAGGCCGGUGCCGCAGUUGGGCUUUGCACACGAGCAUUGUGCUGUCAGGGCACUGGAGGGAAGCUCUUCAUCACUGUGGUUUACUGCAGUGUUUAACGGAGGGACCUGUUAAUAUGGGCCCAUUCUGGGUUAUUGCCUGUUGUCAAACAAACAGAUUAGCUUGCUUAUCUUCGCCCUUCUGACUGAGGGUGUAUAAAAGGUCUUGGGCGAGGAACACAGUUUGAUCGAUUGGAGAUGCUGUUAUGCACCCAUUUCCAGUCUAAACAGUAUAUGAUAUAUAGUAACAGCAGUACUUCGGGCCUGUCUAUCUGUUUAAAAUCAGAUGGUUGAAGAAAUCAGUCCAAACGCCUUUGGAAGAUGAAGUUGUGUUGAAGUUGUACAGUAGAGGAUAUUGGCAAGGUUUGUUAAGCUGUGAUUGGCAGAACUUGAAUAAUAUUUAGCUGUUGUGAUGCUUUGAGAGGAUCCUGUUCUGCAUUGCGCAUGUGUAGGGUGCUAUUUUAGUGUUUGCAUUUUGCAUUUGACAAUUGGCCUAUUUUUGAGUCCGGAGUGUAACACCAAAUGUGAACUGCAGGGGGAGCACUGACUUCGUGUCUGGGAAGAAUAUCUCCUUAAUGUUAAUGUGUACAUAUUCAUAAUAAUGAUACUAUUACCUGUAUGAAUGGCUUGUUUCCGUUACCAAGACUGUUGGAGCACAGCAAAGAACCAGACAAAUCGUAGUUGAUUUGACAGAUUGUGUUUGAUUUCUGUCCGGUAGAAAUAUUUAAAACAUUUUGUACGUUGAAAUUUUAAUUCAGUCUUCUUGAAAAUAAUGGUGUCUUACAAGUCCAUAUGGGCUGGGCAUUUUUAUGAUGCAUGACAUCGGAUGGAAAAUAGAUAUCAGUCAAUCAAUGUCACCGAUUUAAGUGUGAUUUUAGAUACUUAAAUAAAACCUAAUUCUUUCACCUCACUGUUGCUCAAGCAAGGGUCCUAAAAUGGGUGUGGUCAACAGCUUGUUAUUAUGAUGUCAUUUCUUUUCAGACUCCCUUUCCCACUGCAGUUUACAGGGCAGAUUUAUAUACUGUCAGUUGCUCUGCUUUUUAUUUAAUAAAUAAAUCAUGAAAACUUUAUUAGUUUGUUCACCUGCACUACAUAGGUGCCCCGCGCUGGGUGUGAACCUGUAACAGACUAGUUCCCUGAACCCUGCCACUAUUGAUAUUUACUGAUGAACACUACCGCUGUUGAUAUCCACUGACAAAUACUGCCACUCUUCGUAUACUCCUGAUGAAAAACAUACCUUUACAAUCCGAGACGUAUCUUUAUCCGAUCAAUUUGAUAUCCAGUGCCCACACAUUUUAAACAUCUAUUUUAUUUUUUUGUUUUGUUUAGUUGAAAUUGCACUUGUAACAGGCUUUCUAUCUGCCUGGUGGCUUGUUAGAUGUUUAAACGUCAAGCCUAGCAGACUACCACUGAAUCCUUUAGAAAAACAAACUGACAUGUACUGUAGUGACACCAGGCCAGACUUUUGUGAUUUAACAAACCUCUAAGCGACCAGACUUAGAGACCAGAGGAACUCAGCUUGUAUUGCAUCAGACCCCUUGGCUUUCUUGAUCUGUGGGUAAGUUCAGUAUAAAAAGGAAUGUAAAAGAUUUUUCAAAAAUGAUCUAUACUGCAAAUAAUAUUAAAAAGAAAACCUGUGUAUGUGUGUGAGUGGGGGUGGAGGUGGGGGUGUAGAUUGCCUGUAAAUACAUAAUACUACAAUAUAACUCUUUUUUUUUUUGCUUUUUAAUUUAUGUCUUAUUUAACUCUGUCAUUAUUCCAGAAAGUUCCACAUGGGAAUUUUCUCUGAUAUACUUUUAUUUGUGCAAAGUAUUAAUGUAAAUGAAGGUAAAUGAGUAAAAUCUGAGAGACUGCUAAUAAAGAUUAAUGUAUGUACUGAUUUGUGCUUAAGUACAAAUAACCAACGUUAUAAAUAAAAGAACAGCAAUCAG